Molecule: messenger RNA, 3484 nt
Organism: Nomia melanderi (Alkali bee)
Lineage: Eukaryota; Metazoa; Arthropoda; Insecta; Hymenoptera; Halictidae
Gene: mRpL48
Product: mitochondrial ribosomal protein L48
Cellular component (GO): mitochondrial ribosome
Source: RefSeq, a predicted model, not a curated record
CUUCAUGUAAUAGAUGAGAAUUCUAGCUUGAUAGUAUCUCUUAGGAAACAAAAUCUGCUGGUAUUAUACUAUAUAUGAAUGGUACAUAUAUAGAAUAUAAUCUGUGUAUAUGUGCGGUUACCGCAUAAAAUUUAUCAAUAUAAUAUUUAUUUAAAGUAACUAAUAAUAAAUUUGUGAACUUAUUUGAAAGUAGAAAUUAUUUUGCCUAAAAUGGCAUUAAAUGUUAUGAAACAGGUUGCUACACAUUAUCAUCGUUCGCUAGUGAAUAAAGCUGUGAGAUUUUAUAGUAUAUACACACCUCCUUAUCUAUCGAUAAAGACUACUGGACCACAACUUUAUCCUAUAUUACAUAUACAAAUUAAGGGAUACACAUAUCCUUUGUUGGAAAGUUUCCAGUCUUUCAUUGCUAAAGUUGCAAAUAAUUUGGAUAUUGACGUUGAUGAGAGUUUUGCUAUGCCACAUCAAGAACAUAAGAAGUUGAAGAUACAGUGGAGUCAGUUUCACCAGUCUUCAAAUUAUUAAAGGAAGUAUCGUAUGAAUUUGGAAUAUUUGUACCAAGUGUACUAAAAGAUGUUGACAUGAUAUUGCUGUCAAUGUUAUCUAAUGAAGAUCUUAAUAAACUAGAUGGAACAUCUAACGCAACUGUUUCAUAUAUUGGAUUAUUAAAAGGAGUUGACAUGAAGCUAUUUUCUUGCGUUAAUUUAGUCGAUACUGCGUUAUUAGAUACAGUAUCAAGAGAAUACUGUAUUUCAUCGAGUAUAGAUUUAUUUUGUGCAGUAUCUAUUGAAUUAUCAGCGAGUCGAUUAGGUACAACAAUUUUUCGUUCAUUGACAGACAAACUUCCAAAUGAAGUUGUCAUUAAAUCAUCAGAAAUAUUACUGAACGAUUUUAUACUAUUCGUAGAAGUUAUUGCAGAUGUCUGUGUUGGAUGUGUUGCAUGUGUUUUAUAUAGAGGUUUGUUAAACGAUGUCGUUGCAAAGAAGGUAUUUAAAAGUGAAAGGUGAGAUGAGUGAUUAUAAGAAGAUGUAGCAUUAGGCAUAUUGAAAGAUGUUGAUACUAAAUUACAGUCAGUAUUUUCAGUAGAUGAAACAUCAGAGAACGAUGCAGGUAAUAAGUUUUUGUUAAGAUUAUGUGGAUCAAGAAUUGGUAAAGGUGGAAUCUGACUUUUGGAUUCUUUCUUGUAACUAUAACUUUUAGAAUGCUUUACAUCAGUCUGAUUUUCUUUAGAGGAAUUUUCACUCUCAUCACUGUAAGAUUUUUCUUCUUUAUCACUCAUUGAAUCAGAACACAGUGAACACGAUGCUCUAGAGCAUGUGGAAUCUGAAAAUUUUCUGUUAUAAUUCUUAUUGGGAAAAGGAAUAUUCUAUAAAAUAUUUAAUGAAUUCUUACGAGAGCUAUUGCAACUAUUUGAUCUACUUAGUAUACGUUCAGCAUUUUCUUUUGCCGCAGUAGCCAUUGCCAUAUCGUUUACAACUAAUGCAUAAAAGUGUAUAUCCAUAAAAAGAUCAUGAUCAUUCAGAUCUAUGGCAAGCCUAAAGGCUUUUUCAAACAUUUGGUAUCUGUAUUGAGAAUAAUUAAUAUUAUUUAAAAAAUAAAUUUGUUUUAAAUAUAAGAAUUUACAUAAUACCGUAAUAAAUGAUAAAAAAAUCUUCUUGUCAGAUCUCUUAUUUCAUCUCCAUAUUCUUCUUCAAUAGCUUGACUAAUUGGUUUAACUGGUACAUGGAAACUACCCAAAGCAUUUUGUAUGAGAUCUGAAAUAUUUUAAUUAUGUAAUAUUUAUGGUAGUAUACGUUAAAUUAGGCUUUAAACUAUAUCUUACUUUCACGUUCUGAUGUUAAUGGUAGUUUAAAUAAAUGAUUCAAAAUUUGAUUCAGAGUAUGCAUACAUGCACGAGGAUGAGUAUCCCAAUUCAUAGAUAGCAAUAAAGAAGUUGCUUGUUCAACUUGAUAUAAAGAUAAAUAUCUUUUAGCUAACACAUCACCGGACAGAGAAUCUCCUUCCAAUAAUUUUAUUACACCUAUAGGGCCUCUAUUAAUAUAUUAGAUUCAUAUUACUAAUUUUUUAAUAUACUGUUUACUUAGUAAAAAAGUAUUAGUAACAUACCGUUGGAAAAUUAAUAGUAGAAGAGAAUUUCCAUGAGUAUGCCAAUCAAUAUAACAAUUUAUGUCAUUCCUUUUAUUCCAUUCCAUGCGCAGUAACGCUGGUUGUGUUCUGUAUUAUUCAAAAAUUUUGUAUUUUAAGCAUGCAUAAUCAUAUUAAUGAUAAUUGUUAUCUUAUGAAAUAUGUGAAUUUAAAAUAUACCUAAAAUAUGAUGACAAAUCUAAAAUAUUGGCUGGUGUUACAUCUUCGCUUAGCGUCUGACUUUUAACACAUGACAAAGAAAUAUCAAAAUGCUGGAAUUGACCCUUAUCGUUCCCAAUAAUAAAUAUUAUUCCAUUACUAUGCCAUGAUGCUAAUGUUGGUAUCUUAAAAAGUUAUAUGAUAUUUAUGAACUAUUUAAUAUAUUUUUAAAUGACGUUUAUGCAUUAAAAAGAACUUGUAUAUUUGUAUAUGUAACUUACAAAGCCAGCUUUUACACUGGUAGUAGUGGCUCUGUUUUGAUCAUAAAUUAUUACAGAACCAUCUAUGCAACAUAGUAGUAAUAAUUCCUGAUUAGGAGAAAAUUUUAUACAACUUGUGUGUGUAGGUAAAGGCACAGAGGUUACCGCUAUUCUUUGCAGUUUAUCUUGUUGGGAAACUUCAUAUGUUCUCCACUCGAUAGUCACCUCACCCUAUAUCAUACUUACAUGUAAAACUUUCUGUUACAAAAUUAAUGCUACAAGAAUAGUGAUGAUACUAAAUGUUGCAGAAAGUUUACCUUUCUCGAUACUUUUUGUUCUACCGAAUGGAUAACAUUGUCAUGACAUGCGUCAAAUAUUAUACAUAAGGGAUCAAACUCACUACGUAUAUAACAAAUUAAUUCUAAUUUUAAUCUGAAAAUAAAAAUAUCUCACAUUCAAAUGCUUCUAUUAAGUGAGGAAAUAUUGAAUAUUAAAAACUUAAAUGAAAAGUAUAGAAAAGAAAUUUUGUACCCUAUUAUACGAUAAAGAUGUAUAUUUGCACGAUCGUGCUCUUUCACAGCCGGACUCCACGGGUACACCUCGUUCAUUGUAGAUUUCCACCAAAUUAGUAUCUAUAAUGUUCAAAGAACAGUCUCGUAAACUAUGUAUGUAAUUAUAAAUAAUUUAUAAAAAAAAUGAAACUAUUUUAUUUGAUCAGUCUUUAAAAGAUUUUGAAUAAAUGUAAAUAUAUUUACCAAGUCAUUGCACUUAUUAGUUUGCACUUUUUUAUCCGAUCUACGUCCGUUUGGACCAAAUAGAUCAAUUGUAGAUAAUUUUGGUUCAAGUUUAUUAAUUUUAUCGAAAACAUGUUUCUUAGAUCUUGUAAAAUGUAGAAGGCUUACUUGAUUAUCGUUGUAGAUACAAAGUAUAUAAUUUUUAGUAAU